This is a messenger RNA of Centruroides sculpturatus (bark scorpion), 1056 nucleotides long. RefSeq lists its product as uncharacterized. Bases 259 to 948 code for a protein of 229 amino acids. Lineage: Eukaryota; Metazoa; Arthropoda; Arachnida; Scorpiones; Buthidae. The record is from RefSeq and is a predicted model, not a curated record. The transcript is spliced from 6 exons.
CGCUGUGAAUGAAGAGCCAACUAUUAUGUAUACAAUAUACUGUACAGUACAUGUGUAUAAAAGUACGUUUGUCACGUACAAAUAAUCUUCCGGUGUUUAUUUGAAUUUUUAAAAUUAAUUUAUAAAGAAAAAUUUGACCUCAUAAUAUCACGUGACCCGAAGAAAAAUAGACGUCAGAAACGCAUAAAAAUGGAGAGACAGUUGCCUUGAGCCAUCCAGUAUUUGUCCGAAUUCAAAAAAGAAAAGUCGAAAGUAACAAUGAAGACUCUUUGCUUUCUUCUAGCAUUUCUGUCAACCCUUUUGCUGGCGAGCGGGCAGCAGGAAUGCCACACUUCUCAUUUGGACACGUGUAUAGCUCCCAUGCUCCUGAAUGCCAGGAAAGAAUUGGUACCCAGAAAUGCCAAAGAAUUGGAAAAGAGAUGCGAGCAAAAGAAUAAAAUGUGGAAUUGUGUGGAUAAUUAUAUGGAAAAAUGUGUUGCCGACGUUCAUCACAUGAUGAUGAAUUUGGUGUUGGACGAUAGUCGCAUGGUAAUGGAUGAAUGGUGUGAAAGUGGAAGCGAUUUCCAACGUGAUUAUCUGAAAAUUGCAAGUUGUCUAUCGGAUGCAACCAAGAAUGCUAAUCGUCAAUGUUUGAGGAACGUAGAAAAUAUCAUCUAUCAAAUCACGGGAGACGACAUUGAAGCUAGAAUACCUUCCGGAUGUUGUUGUUUCAACAAAUUCUACAAUUGUUUCUACGAGCAAGUAGAAAAAUCGUGUGGAAGAGAAUCUUUCCCAAUUGUUAACAAAUUGACACGUAUGAUGGGCAUGCAUUGCGCUCGUAAUUUUUGCUCUUCCUACGAUCCUUCCAGUGAUGUGUGUUCAGACGUAUUGGCUAGAAAUGCCACUGCUUCUGAAAAGAAUUCCUAUCUUAGUAGAUUUAUGAUCACUAUGAUGAAACAUGGCAAUUAAUUUGCUAAAAUAAAUUAUUAUUUUUUUCCUAUUUUAUAACCUUUAUAAUUACUACAAGAUUUAAUUUUCAAAUAUUGAUGUAUGAUGUAUACGUUUAUUAAUAAUAAA